This is a messenger RNA of Scophthalmus maximus (turbot), 2917 nucleotides long. RefSeq names its product LIM homeobox 2b (gene lhx2b). Gene Ontology annotation, biological process: regulation of transcription by RNA polymerase II; neuron differentiation. Gene Ontology annotation, molecular function: DNA-binding transcription factor activity, RNA polymerase II-specific; RNA polymerase II transcription regulatory region sequence-specific DNA binding. NCBI's taxonomy places the organism in Eukaryota, Metazoa, Chordata, Actinopteri, Pleuronectiformes, Scophthalmidae. The record is from RefSeq and is a predicted model, not a curated record. Gene Ontology annotation, cellular component: nucleus. The coding region runs from base 1266 to 2519 and encodes 417 amino acids. The transcript has 5 exons.
GAUGGAGAAGUUGAUAUGUUGAGAAGUUCAGUUUAAAAAUCGUGUUGUUUCACAUUAUUAUAAUUUUAAUACAAAAAGAAUAAAAUGUAUUAAGUUUGAAUUAUGAGCUGCGUGGUUGGUUUCAUUCGUCUUGUUGAUUCUGUUCCAUGUCGCUGGAACCCUCUGUGCGUCACUGGCUGUAGGUCCCAGCAGACCCCGUCGCACCCCGUCAGCACCUGAGGAGACGGAACCCUCCCGGCUUCUCCUCGACUCCUCUCUCCGGUGAACGGCGGCUCCGGGCGGGUGAAGACGGGGGACGGAGGCCGGUGGUCCGUAGGUAACGGAGUCAGAGAGGAGCUGCCGUCUUCUCAGACUGGUCGGUAGAAGUAUAACCAAACGACCCGGGCAGCCAAUGAACAUAAAUGGUGCGUCGUGACGCAACAGGGCCCCGUUGAUAAGGAGCGGAGAGUCCAACCGGGACUGGAGAAGGAGGGACGGAGGUUUUGGGGGCCAACACUCGCCUAUCAUCAGUCAAAGUAAAGACAACUCCUCCUCCUCGGCGGCUGCGGAAGCGCACGCGGCCUCCUCCACUCAAGACUGAACAUUACUGAGGCGGAAAGUGUCCAGGACAAGAAGAGCGGCCGGAUUGUAUACAGCAGAGGCCGUUUUGUUCAUUAUCAUCCUGAGCAGAGCUGUGUAGUUCGAGCGACGCACCCGGACUGUUCGACCGGAGCACGACCAGCUCUAUGGAAAUAUCUGUUUUGUUCCUUGUGACUGUGGCUGCUCCGCCUCGGCAGUGACACUCGUGGGAGAAACUUCCCUGUUCUCCAGGAGAAACGAAGAGGGACAGAUAUCCAGUGGGCAGACUGUCCCCAUCCUGACAUACUGCUCCCGGCGACGAGGACGCGUCGGCGCCGAGAGCGCGCGGCAGAGUUGCUCCGUUUGUUCCGCGUCAAUGGAAAAGAAAAUAUAGAGCGAGCCGCUGCUAACGAAUACAAAUGACAUAAAAUCAUAUCUGAGAGAAAAGAGAUUCCAGAAGGAGAAGCGGCCUCUGUGCGGUUGUGUAUGAAUUAAUCAUGGCUUAUUAAUAAUGAGAGCUGCGGAGAUUCGGAUGACGGUUACCAUUGGCAGAUGAGACGUAGUGUGGAGAACACGUGUCCAAUUUCUUCCUCCUAUUUUUCCUGCCUGAUCUGGAUUUCUCACUUGUCACGGCGAGACGGGAAAAGCUGCAGAAAGCGAGACUCGUGAUCCGAGAGUGUCCGUGAACGCGCCGCGGUUCGCCUCUGAUGGACAUCGCGGCCUGUCGAGCCGAAGAGAACAGUUACAACAUCCUGCCCUCGGCGGCGACGAUGCUCUUCCACGGCCUCCCGGGAGGCGACGUGCACGGCGUGGUGGACGAGCUGGACCGGAGGGGAAAGAGCGAGUCGGCGGCCAUCAGCUCGGCCAUCGACAUGGGCGAGUCGGAGACGUCCAUGUCGUGUAUGACCGGCGAGCGCGUGGCUCUGUGCGCGGGCUGCGGCCGGAAGAUCGCGGACCGCUACUACCUGCUGGCCGUGGACAAGCAGUGGCACAUGCGCUGCCUCAAGUGCUGCGAGUGUAAACUCAACCUGGAGUCCGAGCUCACCUGCUUCAGCAAGGACGGCAGCAUCUACUGCAAGGAAGACUACUACAGAAGAUUUUCGGUGCAGAGAUGCGCUCGGUGCCACCUCGGGAUCUCGGCCUCGGAGAUGGUGAUGCGAGCCCGGGACCUGGUCUACCACCUCAACUGCUUCACCUGCACCACGUGCAGCAAGAUGCUGACCACCGGGGACCACUUUGGCAUGAAGGACAGUCUGGUGUACUGUCGGCUGCACUUUGAGACUCUCAUCCAGGGAGAAUAUCAGACACACUUUAACCACGCGGACGUUGUCCCACACAAAGGCCUGGGCCCGGCCAACACGCUCGGACUAUCCUACUUCAACGGCGUGGGGACGGUGCAGAAGGGCCGGCCGAGGAAGAGGAAGAGCCCCGGGCCAGGCACCGAGCUGGCUGCUUACAACGCAGCGCUGAGCUGCAACGAGAACGACGGCGAGUCCAUGGACCGGGACUCCCAGUACAGCUCCAGUCAGAAAACCAAGCGGAUGCGAACAUCCUUCAAGCACCACCAGCUGAGGACCAUGAAGUCCUACUUCGCCAUCAACCACAACCCAGACGCCAAGGACCUCAAGCAGCUCGCCCAGAAGACCGGCCUCACCAAGCGGGUCCUCCAGGUCUGGUUCCAAAAUGCCCGGGCUAAGUUCAGGAGGAACCUGCUGCGGCAGGAGAGCACCGGGGGGGACAAGGCAUCGGACGGCUCCACGCUGCAGGGCGGGACGCCAUCGGGCCCGGCCUCGGAGAUCUCCAACGCCUCCAUGAGCCCCUCCAGCACCCCCACCACCCUGACAGACUUGACCAACCCCACCAUGCCCACCGUCACCUCCGUGCUCUCCUCGGUGCCGGGCGGCAUGGACGGCCACGAGUGCCGGAGCCCAUCACAGACCACGCUGACCAGCCUCUUCUGAUGGACAAAGCCCCUCACCACCGCCUGCCCUCCCCCUCCCCCGGAUGUAAAACUGAGCACUGUCUACUUCUUUGAACAUUAAACGGAUUAGAAAAGUGAAGGUAAUGGAAAAAAAAGAUUUCAUUUUGCUCUGAGCCCAUGAGAGACUAUUUGCAUCGUGAGGCAGGCGAGCCUUACAAACGGAACACUCGUUGUUAUUUUGAUGUUGUCUUGUCGAGAACUGAGACUUGAUUUGCAUUUUUCAAUGUUUACAGAAGAGACUGCGGGGGGAAUGCUUACUUUUGGGAAAUUCUUUUUUUCCAGCACAGUAUUUAUGUUGUUGUACAAGAGUCACUGUUAGAAGGAUUGUAAAAAAAAAAACCUUUUUUGAAAAUCUGAGAUUAAACACAGGUUACGAUA